AUGGAGACAGGAGGAACAACUACAUACACUCGAACCUCAGAGGCGCACGCAUUAAUGGUGGAAGACUGGUUCUCUCUAAGGGGUGACUUACUAGAUAAGACACGUGGGAGCUUAAUGGUUGUGGCAACGGUGAUCGCCACCAUGAGCUUCCAAGUUGCAGUAAACCCACCAGGCGGUACGUGGUCGACAACCACCGUGCAGGAAGACGGGUGUCCGGUUGACUCGUGUAAAGUUGGGAGUUCAAUCAUUGCAUAUACUAAUCGGAACAUGUAUGUGGCGUUAAUCAUUAGCAGUACGGCAUCAUUCUCUUCGUCUCUCGGUGUAAUUCUUUUGCUGGUGAUGCGACCAAAGUAUAAUAAGAGCUAA
Molecule: messenger RNA, 366 nt
Organism: Carica papaya (papaya)
Lineage: Eukaryota; Viridiplantae; Streptophyta; Magnoliopsida; Brassicales; Caricaceae
Source: RefSeq, a predicted model, not a curated record